This is a messenger RNA of Acanthaster planci (crown-of-thorns starfish), 9959 nucleotides long. RefSeq lists its product as uncharacterized. Gene Ontology annotation, biological process: establishment or maintenance of epithelial cell apical/basal polarity; heterophilic cell-cell adhesion. Gene Ontology annotation, molecular function: calcium ion binding. The record is from RefSeq and is a predicted model, not a curated record. Lineage: Eukaryota; Metazoa; Echinodermata; Asteroidea; Valvatida; Acanthasteridae. Gene Ontology annotation, cellular component: protein-containing complex; plasma membrane.
UCAUUAUGGUUCAACGUCGAUGGUGGUCGGCAUUGCACACGCUGUACUUAAACUUGUAGGGCCACUUGGUCAUUAUGUUAAGAGUGGAGCACACGGCAAGUUAAUUUCACAACCAGGCUUCGAGAUGGAAGCGAAGACAAGUCUUUGUGCUUCUGCCGUCCUGCUUUGGAUGCUUUUGUUCCUCCCAGGAUCGGAUGCAUGCCGCGGGGGUCGAGGAGGUGGAGGAUCUCCGUGCAGGCAACCGCCAACCUUAGUGCCUGGAACUUGCCCCCGGCGGACUAUUAUAGAGUAUGCAGGACCUCUGUCAUCGACUGCAGUCGUUCGAUGGUCCGAACCGAGAGCUGAAACUAAACACAGCCAUUGUGAUCCCGCUAGAGUAGAGAGAGAGGAUGGUGGCCCACCAAAUGGCGGCUACUUCAAUGCCAAUCUAUCACCUUACUACGUCAAAUACUCAGCAACAGAUGCCAAAGAUAAUAGGCAGCCCUACUUGUGUUCAUUCAUAGUGACUGUUAGAAUAAAGAGAUGUGGGCAUCACCGCCCAGUCACCUGGGGUUCAGUUUCCUGUUCUCAUCAGGACCGGUACGGCUCAGAAUGUACCGUCACCUGUUUAAGCGGUUACUCCAUUCAAGGGUCACACAAGCGAACCUGCCAAGCAAAUCGCAUGUGGUCAGGCCUUCAGCCAAGAUGUACACCCAUUCAGUGUCCAACCUUACCCGGUACAUCCUGCACUGAUUCCAACUACUAUCGUAGCAUCUGUACUCACUCAUGCAGCCGAGCAGGCUACGGCCUAGCCCCAGGUCAAAGUGCGAUCAGGGUCUGUAGAGCUGACAGGACCUGGACUGGGAUUACUGCAACCUGUGUCGAUAAGCAGGCUCCAACACUAAACUGCCCAGGAGAUAUCAGGGUGAUUGCAGAUGCCUCUCAGACCUACAAGAGUGUCACUUGGGACCUGCCGCAAGUCAGUGACAACUCCGAACUCCCCAUCAAUCCGGAACUGGCUCAUGGAAGUCCACCACCUGGAUCGAUGCUCAGCAGAGGUUCUCACUCCAUCACUUACCGGGCCACAGAUGAGGCAGGAAACACUGCAACAUGUUCAUUCACUGUCAUAGUCCAAGUGAUCCAGUGUCCAGCUCUCCAAUUCCCAUCUGGUCAGAGGAUGAUGUGCUCACCAUCACAGUUCAUCUAUGGCUCUGUCUGCCAGUUUGAGUGUCAGCCAGGCUUUGUGUUGACUGGCAAUGCCAGCAUUGAAUGCCAGCGAGAAGGGAACAUAGGAGUCUGGAGACCAGAGCAGCCAACCUGUGAAGCUAUAACAUGCCCUCCAUUGACUGCUCCAGAAAACGGUAGAAUUGUGGGAAAUACUCCAUGCUCUACAGCCUAUGGCUCUUGGUGUCAGUUUGAAUGUGACGAUGGCUAUCAGCUCACAGGGAGUGGAGUCCGUCGCUGUCUGGCAGUGGCUGGAGCAGCUGAGGGCUACUGGGAUGGCUACGAUACUAGCUGUGAAGAGCAAACCUGUCCACGAGUCUACAUCCCUCCCAAUGCCUACAUCACCAACCAGGAUGAAUGUCCAGCCACUGACCAGAUCCCAGCAGGGACCACCUGCCGUUUUGCCUGCCGACCAGGCCACGCUCUGACUGGGUCUACAGAGGUCUCUUGUGGGACAGAUGGAAACUGGGAUACCACCUUCCCCUACUGUGAAGUUAUCACCUGUGACAGCAGUGAGUUGCCUGCACCACAGAACGGAAUCAAAAAUGGCUGCCCCCAUGCUGAGGAACUCUACGGCACAGUGUGCACACUGAUUUGUGACCUGGGUUUCAUGCCGACCCAGCCCACCUAUGUAACCUGCGUUGAUGACGGGAAUGGAGGGGGGACGUGGGAUAAAAACACUAUCACAUGUGAAGCUGUCAAGUGUGAUCCACUGGAUGUCCCUAGUUCUCCAGGUUACAUGCCGCUGUCAUGCACGCUGAGUGGAGUGACGGUUAAUGACACAGACCAGAUGCAGAGUUUUGGCACCAUCUGUGUGGCAGCAUGUGACCUGGGAUUCACCAGUAGUGGCUCAGGGAGUCGUACUUGUCAGUUGAACGGCCAGUGGGAUGGUGUUCCACUGCAGUGUAUUGAUAUAACCCCACCCACUUUGAUGUGUCCAUCAGACAUCACACUGUUUGCCAUUCAGGGAACAAGCUUUGCAGAAGUCGGCUAUGAAUGGGAACCCAUUCCGGUCAUGGAUGCUAGUGGUGACAUCAUCGCUACGCUGACCAGCAUCAAUGGACAGCCAGUACCUGCCAACAGGAGCUCUAUAUUCCAUGAAGGAACAUAUCGCCUUAUCUACUCUGCAAUGGAUGUUAGUGGCAAUGAGGCAGGAUGUGACCUCACUGUGAAUGUUAUAGUCGCCCGUUGCCCUCCGUUGUACGGUCCCCAGAACAGUGAGACCAGUCUGGUGUCUGGCCAAGGGACGUGUCACAACUCUGCCGUAUAUGGCUCUGUGUGCAGCAUAAGCUGUGAUGCAGGUUACACACCGUCAGAUGGUAGCCAAGAAGUCACAGUUGAAUGUGUCAAGAACACAGCGUCAUCAACAGUUGGUUACUGGCAGGGCUCGGCAGUAGAGUGUGUCCCCAACAUGUGUCAGGUACCAACCAUCCCCAACGGCUACAUUUCAGGCUGCAGUGAACAGGAGGUAGAGUUCCAGUCAUCCUGUGCAUUCGUGUGCAGUCUUGGUUACCGUGACAACCGUACAUCCCUGAGUAGGACCAUUAGGACGUGUCUGGCUGAUGGGCAUUGGACAGGAGUGCAGCUGGUGUGUGAAGCUGUUGUGUGUCCCACCUUACCAAGCCUGGACCAUGGUACAGUCCAACCCAGUGAAUGCUUCACCCAGCAUGAGCUUCCAUACAACACCCAGUGUAUGUUCACCUGCAAUGAAGGCUUCUCUCUCAAUGGUCCCUACAGCAAGGUUUGCACUGCCCAGGGAGUGUGGAGUGAUGCACGCCCAGUCUCCUGCUCAGAUCACCAGCCACCUGCAUUCAUAGGCACUUGCCCCAUGUACAUCUCUGCAGUUGCACCCCCCAACAUGAGACAGACUGUUGUCUAUUUCACUACACCAGAUGCCACAGAUAACUCUGGUGGCGUCACGGUGACCAGGCAAAACCCAAGCCUUGGCUCAGGUUCAUCUUUCGUUGAGGGAACAACUCGCGUGGUGUACAUUGCUACCGAUGCUGCAAUGAACAGACGGCAAUGUGAUGUGUAUGUCACUGUGCAAGUUCAACGCUGCCGCCCACUGCAAGCCCCUGCCAGUGGGUCCCUGGUCCAGUGCCCCAGUAACAUCUACGGUGCCACCUGCAGCUUUGCUUGCAAUGAAGGCCACGACCUGAUUGGUGAUAGGAACAGGAUGUGUGAGAGGGUGAACACCACCUGGGCCAACCAGAUCAGUGGCAGUGACAACUUCCAGGUGGAAUGGACCGGGGAAAGCCCAACGUGUUCUCCCGUCACUUGCCCAGCCCUGUAUGACCGGCUCCCUGCUAUACGCUCAGGUUGCUUUCAGUACCCACCAGCCACUGAGCUGCUAGGAACCACCUGUAACUGGUACUGUCCAUAUGGCUAUGGUGGAGUUGGUUCCCCGCGAUCCAUGUGCCUGGCCAACAGUACCUGGGACGUAGUUGACUUCUCCUGUGAAGAGCGUAGCUGUCCACCUCUUGACCCACCAGCCGGCAUGGAGAUAUCUCCUCCCAACUGCCUGAACUCCCCAACGUUCAAUGACGACUGCUUCCUGCAAUGCUCUCAGUCAGGCUACAAAGUGGACCCUCCAUCCUAUGACUUCAUCCGUUGCCGUGGCAAUGGGGAAUGGUCACGUGACAUCUCUGCGGCCACCUGUGUCGAUUACGAGGAUCCGCAUUUCAUUCUAUGCCCGUUGGAUUUCAUUGAGUACCCAUUGCAAGGUGCAUCUGAAGCCACUGUGACAUGGAAUGUGAUGGCAACAGAUAACUCUGGAGAAACACCGUCUGUUAAUUGCAGCAUCCAGCAGCCAGCAGUGCUGGCUGUAGGAGAACACCCAAUCAGGUGUACGGCGACCGACGAUGCAGGGAACCAGGCAUUCUGUGACUUUGAAGUCCAAGUCAAAGUUCGCCGAUGCAGGCAGCUCAACCCUCCCUUCUACGGCGACUUUGUCUCAGAAUGUGACAGCAGCCAUGGAUCUACUUGCCAAGUCCGCUGUCAGAACGGUUACACCCUACGGGGUUCAGACACCGCUACAUGCUCCAGGAAUGCCAGCACUGGCUUGAUGUACUGGGACUGGAAUGGCCGACGCCCAACCUGUCAAAUUGCCAGCUGUCCACCUUUACCGGAUGAUUUGAUCCCUGUUGAGGGGGGUGUCUAUCCCUCCUUCUGUCGCGGUCCUAUUCCUCCCUAUUACGGCACCACCUGUCAUUUCUACUGCCGCAACGGAUUCACCCUGGUGGGCCCUGCAGACCAUCAGAGGUUGACCUGCCUCUCCGAUGGCGCUUGGGACCAGAACCUGUACACACUCAAUGUACAGUGUCAAGACAACGUGCCACCAACCCUGCGUGUCUGCCCGGGCUCCCUGUCUGGCUCCAUGUCUGGCCAGACCUUAGGCGUUGUGCUGUCCUUUGAUGUACCCAUGGCCGUCGACAACUCAGGAGCCCAACUGACAUUGAUCAAGACUCCUCCGGAUAUUGAUUCCCCGUACAAUUUCACACAGGACACCGACGUGUCAUACAUCUUCACAGACCCUGGAGGGAACAGUGUGUCAUGCAAUUUCAGCGUCAGCAUUCAAGACAACUUGUCACCUGUCCUUGACUUUUGCCCACCAAGCCAGGAUAUUACAGCCAAUCAGACUUUGACACCAAUCACAUGGCCAGAGCCUGUUUUCCGAGAGCUGACCGGUGAUGUGUUGGAAGUCAGUUGCAGUCACCAGAAUGGCUUAUCCGUCCCAUGGGGCAGUUACAAUAUCUGGUGCAGUGCAACCAACCUUGACAACGGCAAGACCGCGAUGUGCCAAUUCAGGGUCACAGUCACACCCCUUCCUUGUGCACCUCUAGCCCCACCUAGGCACGGAGCCAAGGCCUGUGACAGUUGGAUCUAUGGACGCUUCUGUUCCAUGUUUUGUAAUGCAAAUUAUGAUACGCCCCCACACACCAAUCCGUUACAUACAUUUCUAUUUUGUGGUCAAAGUGGACUAUGGGCGCCAGUUCGGAGAUUCCCCGAUUGUGCUGUGAGAAGCCGAUUUGGCCAAAUGAAUCUUCCAUCUACGCUGCAUUACUUUAGUGGAGACUGCUCUUCCUCUGAUGCACAAGCCCAGAUCAGACAGCAGUUCAUCUGGAUUUUAGGUAACCACACCGCUGAUGAUAUCAGAACCAUCUGCACUCAAAAUGCUGCCGAGUGCCAUGUUGGCAAUGUACAGGUCACCUGCGGUUCCGCAAGACGCCGUCGUGACGUCAGCAUCUGGCAAGAUUCAGCCCUGGGCUUUGGCCCUGGUUUAAAUCAGCUGAAUGCCAGCUUGCCAGAGACAGAGGCAGACGAGUUUGCUGAGCAUGCCCAGAAGUGGCUGUCCCACAUGCGAGAAAAAGGGAAGCUGCCGCCAAAUCGCCACGGCAACCAACGCCGCCGGUUGCCCGCACCCAGACCAAAACCCAAUACCGAGUGGACUCGUAGUCGACGGUCAGCCAUGUCAUACUCCUUCACAGUAUCAUUCAGCCUUGAGUAUGUGCUGCCUUCAAACUCAACCAUGUCAGAUCUUGAAUUUAAAAACGAAAGUUGGAAUGGCUAUGACAGACUGUAUGAUCUAGUAGACAGCAUACAAGUCAUGGCAGACAGUGGCAGCUUGGAGCUUGCUGUGGAUGGCAUGGAGAUAGAUCCACAACCUGUGCUCGAGUAUGCGGAACCUACUCCAUCCUGUCCCCAUGGAUACAUGGCAACCUACAGCAUGACAACCUACAGCUUGACCUGUGUUACCUGUCCAGUUGGUCAGUUUUUCAACAAUGACACUCUGAUCUGUGAGGAGUGUCUUAUUGGUCGGUAUCAAGAUGAGGACCAGGAGCCCCAGUUCACCUGCAAGUUUUGUCCUGUGGGAACGUCUACUGUUGGCAUUGGGUCUACCAAUCUAACAGAUUGCCUUGGCGUUUGUCCCAGUGGUCACUUUUCUGACACUGGACUUGAGCCAUGCUUCAGGUGUGAGAAAGGAUCCUACCAGUCUGAGGCUAGGUCGCUGUCCUGUCUCCCUUGUCCAGUCGGUCAGUCUACGGCCAGCAUUGGAUACGUGUGUCCUGCUGGGUCAUUCUCUGCAUCUGGUGUACAGCCAUGCACUCCUUGCCCACACCAUAGCUACCAGCCUAACCAAGGUCAGAGUUCAUGUCAGCCAUGCCCUGAUAGACACAUAACGCAGGUCACUGGAGCCACGGAUCUGAGCAUGUGUUCUGUGCAAACCUUCUGCUCCGCUACUUCCUGUCUGAAUGGUGGAACCUGCAUGGAGCAACUAGAGUCCUUCCUCUGUGAAUGCCCAGCAGGUCUGACUGGAGAACACUGUCAGACUGAUGUGAUUGACUGCCAACAAGAUUCUUGUUUCAAUGGAGGGACCUGUGUGGAUGAACUCAAUGGGUUCAGCUGCACCUGUGCGGCAGGAUACCAAGGGUCUCGCUGUGAGGGACACACGGACCUCUGCAACCCCAACCCUUGUCAUCACAACGCCGUGUGUGAGGCUGAAGGUGAGGAUUAUUACUGUGUCUGCCCUGCUGGACUGUCAGGCAGAGACUGUGAGAUCCAGGUGGAUGUCUGUCAUGAAGGAGAGACUUGCUUGAAUGGUGGCAGCUGUGCACCGCCCUCUAUGGACCAAGUCUGUCUCUGUGUGGCUGGAUUUGUAGUGCGCGGUGGUACAUGCAUCAAUGGGCUCAACAUGUACUCCUGUGACUGUCCACCAGGCUACAGUGGCCCUGAAUGUGAGCAGGAUAUCAAUGAAUGUGACAGCCACCUUUGUCAGAAUGGAGCUCAGUGCAUUGAUGGUGUCAACCAAUACCUGUGCAGAUGCAGACCAGGAUUUGUUGGCACAUAUUGCAGCCAGCAGGCACAGUCCAAUUUUGACAUGGUGUUCCGAGGCAGUCAUCCAAGUCAGUACAUCACUCUACCUCGUGCCAUUGGUGAACCACUGCAUGCAUUUACCAUAAUGAUGUGGAUUCGCACAGCUAUAGCUGAUGGACUCAUCCUGGCUUACACAACCCAGAGCUCUGGGCAGACACUGGAUGAUGCACAGUUUGCCAUCAGCAAUCCUGGAGCAUUGCGGGUCUACAUUCAAGGGUAUCACUUUUUCUCCUCCGUCUCUGUGAAUGACGACCAUUGGCAUCAUUUGGCCAUCUCAUGGGAUGAGCACGGUGGCAUCCUCAAGAUCUACCGAGAUGGGCAGCUGAGACUGAUACACACAUCGAUGAGAUCUGGUGCCAGGAUCCACAGUGGAGGGGAGUUUACUCUGGGAGAGUUACGUAACUCUAAUGAUACCCAGUCGCAAGGUUUCACUGGUUCCCUGAGUAGCGUCAACCUGUGGGAUACGGCGCUGAACACUUCCGUUGUUCAACAGCACGCUCAGACCUGCGGCUUUGUUGCCCCUGGCAGUGUCAUCGCAGCAGCUGACUUCAUGGACACCAUCUUGCAAGGACACAUUCAAAUUGUGACUCCGUCAAAGUGUGACUUGGUGGAUGACUGUGCCAGCAACCCUUGUGCUUCAGGCAGUACCUGCAUUGAUGAUGUCAAUCAGUUUAUCUGCCAAUGUCCCCUGGGCUUCACUGGCCAACGCUGUCAGACAAACAUUGACGAUUGUGGAACAGACUCCAGCCCUUGUGACAAUGGAGGAACCUGCGUGGAUGGGAUAGGUAAUUUCACCUGUCAGUGCCCACUGGGGUUCUCGGGACAAGUCUGUGAGCUGAGAAGAGGCUGUAGGAAUGUGUCAAACCCUUUCAGAGGAAACCUAGUCUGUCAAAUUGAUGGCCAGGAACAGAAUUGUACCAUCUCCUGUUGGCAAGGCUACUCAUUCAGCCGGGCCGUUCUACCCUUCUACCAAUGUAGUCCAUCUACCAACUACAAGUGGUCCCAUGAGACAGAAGACAACCCAAGACUGGCCCUCCCGCAGUGUACAAAGUACAAGCCACCAAAUAAGGUUGCCAUGGAGAUGAACCUGGAAUACAGUACUAACUUGACCUGCGAUGGGGUCGACCCUGCAAGAGAUAACCUCGUUUAUCAGACCGUCAGAGACAAGAUCACCUCGAAUGUACAGAUGCUCAGCUGUGUACAGGAUAAUUCUUGUACUGAGAGACCUCCCUGGGUCAGUGGCUGCAGCACCCUGAGUCCAGCAGACCAGACCCACAGACGGCACCACCGAUCAGUUGAGCCGAUCCAAAUUACCAUCAGACUGGAACGUGAUAUCCAUGUCCCUGACCAACAGAACCUGACCAGUGAACAAGUGACCAGCCACAACAGCACUUUGGAGGCAGUCAGUGCACUGCAAGAUGCAGCACUUCUUCUGAUCAAUCAGUCCCUGUCGGAGCAGUUUGCUGUGAACAUUGACAGCCAGGUUUACGAUAUUGACUCUCAGAAGACCCAGACCUAUGGCAUGCAAGUCUGUCCCCACGGCUCGGUGCGCAUGAGCCCAGAGGAUGCACGAUGUGUUCCCUGUGAGUCAGGCUGGUAUCACUACCAAGAGGCUUGUUACGCCUGCCCACCUGGCAUGUACCAAUCACAAGAGGGCAGCACCUACUGCCAAGCCUGUCCACGUGGACAUACCACCGUUGGCCCUGGUGCUAGAGGGGAAGAAGAUUGUGAAGUCACCACUCUGUAGUCCCUAACUGAGAAGUCAGAUAUUUGGUAGUGACCGUGGUUUUUUAACAGGAAAAGUGAUCAUUUACACUGACUGAAGACAAUUGUAAUGUAGAUGUAGACGUACAUUUUGCUUCCUGGGAAAUUUAAGCACACUUUAACGGAAUGGAAGAGAAAGUUUAAAGUUCGAUUGUUGAACUUUCUUCUUUGGAUGGAGGGGAGUCUUGACUAAAUUUAAAUUUACAGAAAAGAGAGUUUGAGGAUUGUCUCAAUGUCUAUUAACUUGAAACCAAUUUGAUGAAUUCUGCAAUUCACUUUUUUGAGCUAACUGUUACAAAAUGUUGAAUUGUAUUUUCAAAUUUACUCAGACUUUGAAAUGUUAAAAGUAUUCAAGUAUAUAUUCAAGUACAAGUAGUACUUAAUGCCUGUUAUUUGCUGUGCAAAAAUCAGGCACCAGAGGCCACCGCGAAUGACUGUUACCCAGAAUUUCUGACAGAAAGGAAUGUGGUCGCAUUCAGGCUACAAAAUCAUCAGCAUGCCAGGUUUUUUGGUUCAAAGUGAGUAUACAAUCUGUUGGGAAAAAGUAUCCUUUAUAUUUCAUGAUUGCUGCACAUUUAAAGGUAAUUUCCUCCUUCCUCUUUAUUUCUCAAAAUUUCUUCAUUUUCCACACUGAUAAGAACAAAGUGAAAAUGGUUGUGACACUUGCCCAUCAAUAUAUGCAAGUAAUGGAUCUGAACAGGUGCUAACCUGAAGCAUUACAAUAAACUUCGACAUGGAGAUUUCUGUUGUACCACAGUUCCAAGUAGUCUGCUUUUGCAGUGGAUACCUUUUGCCCGUUUUGUUUUUAAAUGUCUAAAUGAAAUAGAGGUGCUUUGAGCAGAAAGUUAGGUGCUUAACCCAGGGUAAUUUCACCUUUAUCCUUUAGUGUGUCAGUGUUAUCCUCAACUUCAAUGUUGCCAGCAAUUUAAUGUUUAAAGACUGUUCAGAUAAUGCUUGUGAUUUUCUGAGACUCCAGAAUAAGUUAGAAUGGGUCAGAAUUUAUUGCCUUGCCCUGACUUUCUGUCAGUUCAUUAUUAAUCAUGGUAAUUCCAGAAAUCAGGGUUCCAAAAGUCUGACAUUUUUUGUCCUUGUUACAUCCCACCUUUGUUCUUUGACAU